This is a messenger RNA of Babesia bigemina, 4746 nucleotides long. RefSeq lists its product as hypothetical. The record is from RefSeq and is a predicted model, not a curated record. Bases 1 to 4746 code for a protein of 1581 amino acids. The transcript has a single exon. Gene Ontology annotation, molecular function: metal ion binding. Lineage: Eukaryota; Apicomplexa; Aconoidasida; Piroplasmida; Babesiidae.
AUGGACGAUGCGCUCAAACAGGAUUUGUUUGCCGUGAAAGGUAAGAUAAAGGAUGCGGUUAUGGCAUUGGGGAAGAAGUUGGAUGUGGAUGUCAAAAGUGAUUUGACGGUGUUGAAGGGGAAAAUUACCGGACAGCUCAAUAGUAUAGUAAGUAGUGCGUCGGGCUUUAAAGAGAGAUUUGACGCCACUAAAAAAGCGAUUUAUACUGCGAUCAGUAAAGUUUACUCAGAUAUAACUGUGUUUGCCCAAUUAACUAAGCUAGAAAGCAUUGACAGCAGUCUUGCAGGCACGUUGAAUUUACUUAAUGAGAUUAGCAACGGUGAGAAAAAUUUUUUGCAGCCGCUAACGAAUUAUAUUAACGCGUUGAACAGCAACGUUAUGAGCCCUUUGACUAAGGCUAUGGCAAAAAUAGGUGAACAGCUAAAUAAUAAUAUUGGAAAAUGGAAUCUACAAGAUACCGUCACGAUAUCAGAUAAAGAGAUACUGACACUUCAACUCUUCGUGGACGAUAAUGUUCCGUCCAGUGACUUAAGUGAUCUCACCCGUCUUCUUGGAAUCUCACCAGCUAUCACAAAACUUGAGAUGACAGCUCAAAUCAGACCUAUUAGAAGAUUGAUCGAGAAACUUAUACAACAUCCCGCCAAAUUGACAAAAGAAGAACUCAUACACUUGCUGAGAGACCUCAGCAAAAUACCAGCAGCCGUCUCCGACCACGCCGAGCAGGUUGUGGCAGAGGUUAUGACUAAGAUUAAAGAAAACGUCCGAUCAGAGAUCGGAAAAGUAGCGCAGGCUGUGACGGCUAAGGUCAAGAGGAUUGCUGACGGUGUAGAAAAUGCCAAUAAGGAUGAUGAAAGAAUUGACUACUAUGAUAGAAGCACGGAAAACGCGAGAGGCCUUCUCAAACUGGUGCAAACGUUUAAUACAGAUAUCGACACGGCACUUCAAAACUUUAAAAAUAAAUUCGAAAGCGACUUCUUUAAGAAAACUAACGCGGAUCGCACAAGCGGCGAUAACUAUAAACUGGAUGAAAUCAUGCAGAAAUUUAACACAACCAACGCUGAUCUGAUGAAUGGUGACCUUAAGCAAAACGGAAAAAAUGUGCUUGACGAAAACAUCGGUCGAGAUAUUUUGGCAGGUUCAGGCGACCAAAAUAAAAUUGCCGAAAUUGCUGAUACUUUCACAAAAUACAGGCAGCAAAUCGUGAGAGAUAGCUUGACCAAUCCUGACCCAAACCAGCUACAAGGCUCACUCCCCGCGGCGAUCAAAAAGAUUGAAAACGAUCUGAACAAAAAUGCAGAUUAUUUGAAAAAUGUUGACAACGAUGGAAAUGGCGAUCAAAACUUCCACAACACAACCUUCUCCACCCUGCGCUCCACCGUCGACACCAGCCUCACCGCCUUCACCGACAAUGUCAGGAACCUCGUUAAAAAAGAAACCGCCGGCGAUGACACUGACAGUGUCCACGCCUACCUGUUGGAUUUGGAACGGAUGCUUAAUCAGAAUCCCGUUGACCUUAAGACCGACAUAAAAUCUGCCCACAAAUCCGUCCAAGGCCUCGUGACGAUCAAGCAGGAAAUCGACGCCGCGCUCGACGGCAUCGACAGCAAAGUUAAAGCGGAGUUUGGUGCUGCAAAUACAGCCACGGAAAGUGCAACUAUUUUCAAGAAAUUGUCCGAAGAAGUAACAAAUAAUCUUAAGGGCUUAUUAAAAGCGUUUGCUGAUAGAGGCCAAGCCGUAGAAAAGGCUCUGCAAAAAAUAAAGGAUGAGAAAAUCGGCCGUAAAGAACACGGUGACAAAUCUGCGGCUACUAGGGGCACACUCCAAAAAAUCCACGACGACAUCGUCAACGUGCUUCGCGAUCAACUGGAACCUGUCAUCAAAUCGGUCACUGAACUACAAAAAUUCACCAAAAACGAAAAAUAUCGAUCCAUAACCUCCAUGUGUGAUUUCGUCGACAAGGAAGUCCAAGAUGCCACCAACAAACUCAUCACCCAGGCCAACAAAAACUACGUGACAUCAGUCAAAGACAUGCUGCAGGCCUUUGCCGACAAGGUGCAGAAGGAACUAAAGCCCCUCCCCGGCGAGAUUGACACCGACAGGAAGCACGGCUUUAAGGGGUUCAUGAGGACGUUGCAGGGGAAAAUCGGAGAGAAUGGUGAGACUUCGACUGACAAUGUUGACAAACUCAAGGGUCUCAUAGGUGAACUGUCAGCAAAUGUGAAUCACAAGGAGGCGUGCGCAAAAUUGUCGCAAAAAUUCAAACAGUUCUGGUCACCACUCCACGUCUACCUCAAAGAAGAGAUCAAACGCGUUCACGCAGCUAAUAACGAGAAAACCAAUCCCAAGCCGUCCGGAGAGGAACAGCUCUACACCUCCAAACUCGACGCUGCGAAAACCGCACUAAACACUCUUCUCGAUCACAUUAGUAAUCACCGCUAUAACCACGAAGUGCCCGCCAUGCUUGGCAUCCUCUCCACUAAAGCCGAUGGUCUCCACCCCAAGACAUUCAAUGAACCGAGCACUCCCCUGCUUGACGGCGUUGGGGAGGGGCUGCGUGAGUUUGCGGCUGUACUGAGGAAGGCGUACAUGAGUAGGUAUGACGGAGGUGAUACAAUUAAAAGAUGGACACAUAAAGAAACUGGAGAAAUUGAGUUGACGCCCAAUGGCCGAAAUGGUGCUAAGGUCUGCCUGAACGUGUUGUCCAUCUUGCAUACGGAAUUAAACAGAUUGGUGAAGUAUUGUCAGUCAUCUACCAGAAGUGAACAAAUAAAUAAAUCGACAAUUGUUGGCAUGUUCUUCCUUGACCAAGGCUACGAUGUUUCCGACGAUGGCGAGCAGAAUGGUGAAUUGCAAGACCACAAGAGGAUGACAGUGUUCUUCAUCUACAAACGUCUUUUCCGAGAUGAUGACAGACAUAUUUUUAAAGACAUUAAGAGAAAUGGCUCUCUUCAAAAACUUCACGACUGCCUUCAAACGUACUACCAGGUGGGCCACGUCGCCACUUUUGCCGCCAAGAAACGCCCGUGUAGCAUCUUCGAAAUGCUGUGCUGCCUGUCUGGUCUGCAGUGCACCGCUGGUUACGAAGCGAUGCUAAAUGACGCUCUCAGUGACUUGUUCAUAGAUCCAAAGCAGGUCACCGACGGCGAAUUGUCGGCAGUGAUCGGCGUUGAACCCGUGAAGGCAUAUCCACAGGCGAUGGAGUAUGACGGCACACGCGCGGCAAUAGAACAUCUUUGCUCCACGGCAUAUGACCUUUUAGUUUACAUCCUCGGCACCGGAAACGCGCAUACCAUGUACGCUUCUGACUUCUCUAACAACUCACUGGGCUUUCAUUAUCCGACUUCCGGUGAGGAUUGCUUAGGCAUGCUCAUGGACGUCCUCAGUAGGCUAUUGCCACCGCUGCAAUUCAUGUACAGCCGAUGUAAGCUCAGCGUGCAGCACGGUGGCUGGCAAGAAUGCGAGUACGGCAAAAACAUAAGGACAACCAAAUGGCCAUGCAAAGAGCAUAUUACCGACGAAGUAGCGUGCCGACCAAAUAACCAACCAAAGUGCCAACCAACGUCCCCCUUAAUGUCGUACCUUAACGAUUGCUUACCUGGUCACCUUCCUCACCAAUUGAGUUCCAUCGGCUGUAAAUACGAUUGCGCCAGCUGCCCGUCUACUUCGAGAAAAGGCCAGCCCUGCAUAACGCCACUUGGUUUCCGAGGCUUUUCAGGAAGCACGAAGACAGGCAAAGACCUGUGUGCUAUCCUGAGCAAAAUCAUCGAGAAUAAACAUCUCGCAUCGCUAUUCUGCCUUGUUACCAAACCGCCAAAAACGUUGCCAGAACACUUCGGUUUUGCGUUAUCAUUGGUUAAGGGAUGGUCGAAUAUUUCAAAGUUACAGAACCAAAACGUACCUAAUGUCAGUUUCCAAUCAGCGUUUGAAACAUCCGUUCGCGGCUUAUCUAUUGAUCUAUAUUCAGAACCCUAUGAACUAACCAAAACAUUGAUGAAAGCGUACGGUUCACAGGCUGUUUUGCAUGAAGAUUGCAAGCAUCCGCACCUUGUCAAUUUCACUACCUCGGAAAUAUGUCGUUACGAUGUUGCAGAUGUGACCUGCGCUCCCUAUCUACAAUCGCUAUGCGCAGAUUCAUAUGAAUACAUGUCCAUCAACAACUGCAGCCUGUACCUAUCGUGGGCCAUAUACCUCUCAUGGGAUUUCUGGCGAUUGCUGAACGAUUUGUACAAUGACUUCUGCAACAUAUUCUGUGCCGAUUGGGGUUGCCGCGGCUGCUUGAGAGGCGAUACGUGCAAGAAAGGAUCGCAUGGUCGUACUGACGAAAAAAGUGGGAACCCACGUUGCCAGUGUCCAUCAAUAGUGGAUUGUAAUGGCGUGUCACCGACGCUGUAUCGAUAUGGAUUCAGUUUCUGUGACGCUGUCAAAUUGAAUGAUAGUAAAUAUAAGAAGAAAUGCUCCGAUUUCUGUACGCAAUUGGAGAAACUGCUUAAAUCAGAAUACUUCAAAGACCUCUUCGAUAAAUGUGACAACUUCAUCUGGACCAUCAGAGAACCUUUCACCUAUCUAGUGCUCGCACUCUGGUCACUCUCCCUCUUCUACCUCAUCUGCGUGAUGGUUGGCAGGCUGGAUGUGCUCCACAUUCGUUCGCACCUGAGGACACCGUCGUCGCACAGGAUAACGGCGCAAUCAUUGUUGGCGGCGGCGCAAGUCGGAAGGCUUGCCAAGAUAUCGUAUCUACAACCGUAA